AUGACCGUCUACAAGCACGUCCAGGCGCAACAGAAGCGCGCCUCGAAGCGCGGGCGGAGGGAAGCCCUCUCGGACGAAGACGACGACUUGAGCGACUCGGACCGCUCGUCGGUCGCUGAGCAGUCUGGGAGCGAGUCAGACGAGGACAGCGACGAGGACAGUGAGGAGGACCUCUUGCCAAGGGAUGAGGACGAGGAGGAAUUGGACCCCGACGCUCCGAGGCCCCCUCCGAAGGGCUUCCCGACGGCCACAGAAGCGCUCGAGAACCAGAUCGUCUCGAGCAAGUUCUUGAUUGCCGAGCAGGAGGAUGGGUCGGAGGAGGAGAAGGGGUCGGAUGAGGAGGCAAAGGAGGACGAGGAGGAGGAGUUGCCGCUCGUCUGUGUGGUGUGCCCGAACAAGGUGUUGAAGCAGGGACGGAUGGUCGAGGUUCAUCUCGCUUCGAAGGACCACCUCCGCCGUCUCGCCCGCUUCAAAGCGCACCUCUCCUCGCCCGACUGUCCCCCCGAACACGCAGACGCCGACGCACGGUGGGUGUCGAGCCAGAUCGACAAGAUGGUGUUUGAGAGGUUGAGCCGGCAGACUGCUGAGGGAGGGGCGAAGAAGGCGAAGAAGGAGGAGGACAAGGCUGCUCCUGCGUCGACGGCGCCGGUCGCUUCGACUUCCGCCCCUCCCGCGAAACCCUCCGCCACAAACUCUACCACGACUCCCGCCACUACCGCAGCGAAACCCAAGUUCUCGAAACCGGACGCCGUCGCAGCUGCUUCCUCAGCCGGCACUUCCGUCCGCGAGCAGAUCCGGUUGCAGAAGAAGGAGAAGAACAAGAGGCGGAGGGAGGCCAAGAGGGAGAAGAAUGAGCGGAUCAAGCGGAGAAAGUUGGAGAAUGGAGAAGACUUGCCACAGCGCCCGCCUCCCAAGCGGAAGUUCAUCGAGAAAGUCAAGCCGACCGAAGACGAGAUCCGGCUGCGACAAGAGUGGAAGAAAGCGCGCAACGAGGCGCGCGAGAAGGGUCUCCCUGCUCCUCCCAAACCCGUGUUGGCGUACGAGUUUGGAGGGAACGUGCCCGAGGCGGUGGUGAAGAAGGCGGAGAGGGAGGCGAAGAAGGCAGCUGAGACGGGGCUUGCCGGGGCAGCGAAGGACGGCAAGAAGGGUGCGGCGAGCUCGAAGAAGGGUGGGCAGUCGCCGGCGAAGGGAAAGGCGGGCAAGGGAGGCGAGGAGACGUCGGCCAAGGCGGCGAGGCGGAAGGAGAAGAAGGCGCAGCGCAAGUCCGACGCCGCGGCGGCUCAGGAGACGGACGCGGUCUUGCCAGAGGUCUAG
Molecule: messenger RNA, 1314 nt
Organism: Rhodotorula toruloides NP11
Lineage: Eukaryota; Fungi; Basidiomycota; Microbotryomycetes; Sporidiobolales; Sporidiobolaceae
Exons: 3
Coding region: 1-1314 (437 amino acids)
Source: RefSeq, a predicted model, not a curated record